UUGUGGUCUUCAUUUGAUUACCUCCCCUGCCCCGGAUCUGACCGGACAAUUCCCCUCCCCUUCCCCUCUCCUCCUUUUCCAUCUUUCUUGAACAAAAAUUAACAAACUUCUUCCGUGAUCUCACCUCUAUAAAAGCUUCUCAUAUGCAUAUGUAUGUAUGUAUGCAUUGAGGACGUAAUGUUGUACCAUAUGGAGUGGAAUAUUGUUUUGUUCGCUUGUUAAUCAUUUGGUUUCGGGAAAUGAAUGAUACGAUCAAGAACACAGCCGUUGUCUGCGUCUCAGCCAAACCAUUCUAGUUCUUGAAUGUUUAUUUCAGGAUGUUGUAUUUGAAGCAGCCCAACAUCAUCGUUCUUCGGUGUUGCUGUUUCUGUAUUUAAGGUGUCGGCGCUUCUGAUUCCGUUUCCUUCCCCGUUCUAGCCUAUGAUGUGAUGUGAUAUGAUUUGAUUAUAUCAUAUGAUUUGUUUUUUCCUUCUCUCUUCUUCUUCUUCUUCUUCUUCAAUUCAGUUCAAUUUUUGAUUUCUGCUCUGCUCUGAUUUGCAUGCUCUUCUCCUAGUUUCCCUGAGCCUGAGCCUGAGGUGCGAGGCUCGGGGGAUCUCUUCAACUUUUCCACAAAUGGCUUCCUUAGAGGCUGACCCUUUCGCUUCUCAUCCCAUGGCAUCCUCUGAGAAUAACUCAUUCUCCACCUAUCCUCUCCCAUCACCGGAAAAUGAUACCUACUCCUACUCCGCCGCAUCUUCUGACGACCUCCGUUCUGCUUCUCCUGCUUGUAUGCACAAAUUCAGGCUCUACGAGACUCGAUCGAAAUUUUACAUGAUAGGAAGGGACAAGAGUAGAACACAUUGGAGAGUGCUAAAAAUUGACAGGAUGGAUUUUUCCGAGCUGAAUAUACGCGAAGACUCUGCUGUAUAUACAGAAAGGGAAUGUUCUGAUUUGCUGAGACGCAUACAUGAGGGAAAUAAAUCUACUGGCGGACUGAAGUUCGUGACCACUUGUUAUGGUAUUGUUGGGUUCAUUAAAUUUCUAGGACCCUAUUACAUGCUGCUUAUUACAAAAAGACGUCAAAUCGGUACCAUCUGUGGUCAUACUGUAUAUGCUGUUUCCAGAAGUGAGAUGAUUCCACUUCCAAAUCCUGCUGUUUGGUCCACUAUAGCCGUUUCAAAGAAUGAGAACAGAUACAAGAAGCUCCUAUGCACAGUGGAUCUCACAAAGGACUUCUUUUUCAGCUACUCAUACCAAGUUAUGCGCAGUCUUCAAAAGAAUAUAUGUGACAAUGAGACAGGUGACGUCCUUUAUGAAACCAUGUUUGUCUGGAAUGAAUUUUUGACUCGUGGAAUCCGAAACCACUUGCAUAACACCAUUUGGACAGUUGCUUUGGUCUAUGGCUUUUUCAAGCAGGCUACACUAUCUCUAGAUGGGCGAGAUUUUAAGUUGACCCUCAUUGCUAGACGUUCUCGUCAUUAUGCUGGAACAAGGUAUUUGAAACGAGGUGUGAAUGAAAAAGGUAGAGUGGCAAAUGACGUCGAGACUGAACAAAUUGUUUUUGAGGAUGUUCCUGAAGGGGUUCCCAUGCAAUUGAGUUCUGUUGUUCAGAAUCGUGGCUCAAUCCCUCUUUUCUGGUCACAGGAAACUUCUCGCUUAAACUUAAGACCUGACAUCAUACUGUCAAAGAAGGACCAAAAUUAUGAAGCAACCAGACUUCAUUUUGAAAAUCUUGCCAAAAGAUAUGGAAACCCCAUAAUUAUAUUGAACCUCAUAAAGACACGUGAGAGAAAGCCACGGGAGUCUAUUCUUCGUGCUGAGUUUGCCAAUGCGAUUGACUUCAUUAAUAAUGAUUUUUCUGAGGAGAACCGUCUUAGGUUUCUUCAUUGGGAUCUGCACAAGCAUGUUCGGAGUAAAGCUACAAAUGUUCUACUGCUUCUGGGAAAGGUGGCUGCUUUUGCAUUGACACUUACAGGAUUCUUUUAUUGUCAAGUUACUCCAGCUUUAAGAUCUGAUAGGAGUGAAGGAAAUUGUAGCUUAUCUUCUCAGUUACAGUCAGACAAUGAUAAUGAAGAUGCGGCUAGCAUGGAAAAGCAAAUAAGUGUUGACAAUCUUGUUUCUAGUGGAAAUUGCGUUAUAAAACUGCCAAUAUUCCAGAGUGGGGUGCUGCGGACCAAUUGCAUAGACUGCCUUGACCGUACAAAUGUUGCACAAUAUGCAUAUGGGCUUGCUGCUUUUGGACACCAGCUUCAUGCCUUGGAAAUCAUAGAUUCCCCCAAAAUUGAUCUUGAUGCCCCUUUGGCCGAUGAAUUAAUGGGAUUUUAUGAGAGAAUGGGUGACACACUUGCACACCAGUACGGUGGCUCAGCUGCUCACAAUAAGAUAUUCUCAGAGAGAAGGGGACAGUGGAAAGCAGCAACGCAGUCUCAGGAGUUCUUCAGAACUCUUCAAAGAUACUACAGCAAUGCCUACAUGGAUUCAGAGAAACAAGAUGCUAUCAAUUUAUUUCUCGGACAUUUUCAGCCUCAAAAGGACAAGCCUGCACUCUGGGAACUAGAUUCAGAUCAGCAUUGUAACUUGGGGAGAAAUUGGCGGAUCCAUGCGGAAGAUGGAAGGUCAGCAUUCAAAAGAUCCAUGUCAGAUGGAAGUAUUCUUCACGAAAACUGCUCACCAAUGUUAUCUACAGACAGAAAGCAAGAAAAACAUUCAAACUCUGAAUUGUCCAAACAAUCGCAAGGAGGUAGCAAGGUUCUUUCAGAAUCAUCUCCAGAAAUAUCCACUUCUGGAAGUGAUAUAGCGUUGUCCAGGUAUACUCCAUCAAUGCCUCAGAGGCGGCUUUUUGGAGCCAUUCAAAGAGAAAGAUGUCUUGAAGGUGACCAUGUUUUCUUUUCAGAAGGGGACACUAUGAACUGCUCAAACUUUGUUGACCUGGAUUGGCUUUCAUCCUCUGGGAAUUCUUUUGAGGAUGAGCCAUUUGAGAGGUCCUUGGCGCUCUACUCUCCAAUUGCUAGAGAAUCAUCUGAAAAUGUUGUCACUGGAGAAUCAACUCCCUCCAUGAGUGAAUAUGGAUCAAGCAUGAAGGUGAAAGAGCAGAAUGUAAUGGAAGUCUCCCAGUCCCAAGUGAAGGCACAGAAACUUAACCUGGUGGAGGAAUAUUCAGAGAGCUUUGUGCAGUGGGUAGCUUAUGGGGAGACCCUCUGCCAUUGAGGUUUUUCUCGCAAUCUCCGGUGCCACGUGGCGCCCGAAAAUGGGACAACACAAACAAUGGUGGAGCUGAGCUUCUUUGGAAGAAACGCGUUCCACUUGAAACCUCAUCGAUCUCAUUCCCAACUACGAAACAGUAAAUAGUGAUUGUUGAAAUCUAAAAAUAAUGAUAAACAAUAAUUCUUUUGGAGCACAAAUUUUCCUCCGAUGCUAGGUUAUGGGCAACUCCUAGGUAAAAUUAUGUAAAUAUUUCCCAUGCACAUUUAGAACACUGCAGAUCAUCGAUUCUUUUUAUUCAAUGUUAUUUUAUGACUUUAAUUUUGUAACAUCGUGCUCUGAUUGACUGAAAGCUUUUGCAAUGUUAUGUAACCUAUAAAUAAACCUCUCAAAUUUGGAAUCUGAUGUGAAUGUGAGAUCAAUCCUAUUCCUGUUGCAUCUCCA
Momordica charantia (bitter melon) is the source of this 3624-nucleotide messenger RNA. Its product is annotated as phosphoinositide phosphatase SAC3. Gene Ontology annotation, molecular function: phosphatidylinositol-3,5-bisphosphate 5-phosphatase activity. Gene Ontology annotation, biological process: phosphatidylinositol dephosphorylation. Gene Ontology annotation, cellular component: intracellular membrane-bounded organelle. The record is from RefSeq and is a predicted model, not a curated record. Lineage: Eukaryota; Viridiplantae; Streptophyta; Magnoliopsida; Cucurbitales; Cucurbitaceae.